CAUUUGGCUGUUCCUGACAAGCAUACAACGUGUUCAUCUUCUAGCAACUACGACCACAAGCGUGAUCUAUGGAGGAAGAAUCUGAAAGUUUCUUCUCUUUUCCUGAACUCUCUCUCUCUCUCUCUCUCUCGGAGAGGCAGACACCAAUAUAUAUAUAUGGAAGCAACCUAUGAGUAAGCGCAAAACGAGCUGAAGUGACGAGAUUGGCUCUUUGACCUCUCUUCUGCUUGAAUUUUAGGGAACUCUUGUCCCUAUUGCAGAGUCAUGGGAAGCGAUAAUGUACGUCAGCUUCGCAUCUUCUUCUUUCCCUUCAUGGCUUAUGGCCACAUCUUGCCAACCAUAGACAUGGCCAAACUCUUUGCAUCUAGAGGCCUCAAAGCAACCAUCAUCACCACCCCACUGAAUGCACCGAUUUUUGCUCAAACCAUCCAGAGGACCCAGAAGCUCGGUGCCAAGAUUGAUGUCCAGACGGUCAAUUUCCCAUCUGUAGAGGCCGGGUUGUCUCCGGGAUGUGAAAAUCUAGAUUUGGUCGCGUCCCAAGAAAUGUUCCUCAAAUUCAUUAAGGCCACAGAAAUGCUGAAGCAGCCACUGGAGGAGCUUCUAAGUGAGGACCCUCCUGAUUGUCUGGUGGCUGACAUGUUCUUUCCAUGGGCAACUGAUGUGGCCCAGAGGUUAGGAGUCCCUAGGAUGGUGUUCCACGGAACGAGCUUCUUCGCGCUAUGCGCGACGGAGUGUGUCAGGCUUCAUGAGCCACACAAGAAUGUGCCAUCUGAUUCAGACCCUUUUGCGAUCCCCAACUUCCCUCACGAGAUCAAAUUGACCAGAAAGCAGCUUCCAGAGCAUCUCCGCUCCGGUGUCGAAAACGAUUUCACAAGGUUCAACCGUGAAGCCAAGGAAUCCGAGGUUCGAAGCUUCGGGGUCAUAGUCAACAGCUUCUACGAGCUAGAGCCUGACUAUGCUGAUUACUACAGGAAUGUGCUAGGAAGGAGAGCCUGGCACAUUGGUCCAGUCUCAUUGUGCAAUAGGGACAUUGAAGACAAGGCUACGAGAGGAAAGAAGGCCACAAUCGACGAACAUGAGUGCUUAAAAUGGCUCGACUCGAAAGAUCCUAAUUCAGUUAUCUAUAUAUGUUUCGGGAGCGUGGCUAAAUUCUCUCCCAAUCAGCUCAGGGAGAUCGCGCUGGCGCUUGAGGCCUCAGGGCAGCAGUUCAUCUGGGUCGUCCGAAAAGCUGACAAGGGUGGCGGGGACAAGGACGAGGCCGGUGGUGACGAGGAGUGGCUCCCGAGAGGAUUCGAGGAGAGGAUGAAAUCGGAAAACAAGGGACUGAUAAUUCGGGACUGGGCACCUCAGGUGUUGAUCCUCGAUCACAAGGCGAUCGGGGCAUUCGUGACGCACUGCGGAUGGAACUCGACCCUCGAAGGGAUAUGCGCCGGGGUGCCGAUGGUGACGUGGCCGGUCUUCGCAGAGCAGUUCUAUAACGAGAAGCUGGUGACCCAAGUGCUGAGAGUUGGUGUAGGAGUUGGGGCUCAACAGUGGGUGGGCAUAGUUGCGGACAAAGAGAUAGUGAGCAAGGACAGGAUAGAGAAGGCUUUGAGGCAAGUCAUGGUGGGGGAUGAAGCAGAGGCGAUGAGAGACAGAGCCAAGUUACUCGCCGACAAGGCGAGGAGGGCUAUCGAGGACGGAGGGUCCUCGUACUCGGGUAUGAAUGCUUUGAUCAGAGAGCUUGCUUUGCACCGCAUUGCUCGUGAUGCAAAGAGCUAGAUCCUUGCAAAUGUGAAUAGCUAGCUACUUUGUAUGUUGACCUUCAGGUUUCAUGUGUGGGGAUUUUUUGCAAGUAAUCUUGUAAAGCAUGAUAGGAAUGCCCUUAGCUUGUGUGAGGCACUCUAAUUCGCUCUUGUAACUUUGAGGAGCGAGGGGCGUGUGCUGUGACAAGGAAAACUUAUGAAGAAUAAAGCUGUUACUGUAAACACCAUCUUUACUAUGAUUGUUGCUCUGUUCUUCA
This is a messenger RNA of Eucalyptus grandis, 2002 nucleotides long. RefSeq names its product scopoletin glucosyltransferase. The record is from RefSeq and is a predicted model, not a curated record. Bases 265 to 1761 code for a protein of 498 amino acids. NCBI's taxonomy places the organism in Eukaryota, Viridiplantae, Streptophyta, Magnoliopsida, Myrtales, Myrtaceae. Gene Ontology annotation, molecular function: UDP-glycosyltransferase activity. The transcript has a single exon.